AUGGGCAGGCGCCCGGUAGAGAAAUUUAGUCGAGCUCUUCGUCGCCGGGCGCAGGUUUGUUUUUGGCAACGAUCGCCAGCGGGCGUGAACUCAUCGGCUGUUAAAACAGUAGCGGCGGCGGCGGCGGCGGCGGCGGCUGGAGACGGUGGCGGGAGCGUGGCUCAUAGUCGUGACGCUGCGCGGGAGAAUGCUGCGACUGGGGAUGCAAUUCACCCCACCAGCACGACGGCGACCACAUUUUUUCCCUCAAUUAUGGGGGAGCGUGACGAUGGGAUCAUUCAUGCCAACUACUCUCUCCGCCAGGCGCUGGCCCGUGGUGCCCCCGAGACUCGGCUUACGCGGCAGGUGCGACACGCCAUUGAACACUCCACCGGGAAGGCGGAGGCACUAAAAGCCUUUCAGGUAUUGCUGCAGGCGGAUGGGGAGGGGCCUACAGCGGCGACGUUUAAGAUGCUUUCAGCCACGCUGCUACAACACCAUGUGGAGCAACGAGUGGGCCAAGCUGGGUUUCAGAGGGCAUUGAUGGAUGCUGUUGGGUAUGAAGGCGAUCGGUGGCAGAGUCUCUCUGAGGAAGAGCGUUCGACCUUUGUGAAUUACACAUGUCGAAUGACGGAGCGGUGGGCAGAACGUGGUUCAUCUUACAACAAACUUUUGGGGUUUUCACAAGAGGGCGCUGACAAUGAAAUUGUGGCAAGAGUGGAAUACCAAAUGCGGAAGUGUGGCAUAAUGGUCUUAGCUUCCUCACUGGCAGAUCUGAUGCACCUUGACAUUACAUGGUCAACGGCUUUGCAUUUGUUUAACUUUGCUGAGGAAUUACAAAAAGAUAUUCCACCUCCAAUGGAGAUGACAGAUCGUCUUAUGGGUCUUAUGACAGGCUACAAGAGUGGACUUGGUGGCUCACGUCCCUGGAUGCGAGCGUUGGAAUUGUAUCAAAGGGCUCUGGUGUCGGGAUAUGACACCACACUAACAACGCAUACGCACGCAUUAGAUGCGUUGUGGCGAAGUGCGGAUAAUUUUCAUCGUGUACACACGUCUCUUAGUUCUUAUCAUCGACGGUGGGUGUGGGAAAAGGCCCUCAAGAUUUCUCAAAUUGUGCAAGACACGCCCCGGUUGCUUGUUACCGGUGAAGAGGGCUGCGCAUAUGCGGAGAGUGUCGUCAAAACUCUUACCGCCUCGGGUCGUUGGUCUGAGGCAAUUUCAUUUAUUGCCAACCUUGAUACUUCCAAUAGUGAUGUUUCUUUUCGUUUUCUUGUGCCCACCGCUGAGACGUAUGUUUUUGCCAUUGCGGGGUGCCAUACGGCUGGUCACGCGGCACACGGUGAGGCUUUGUGGACCAUCUUUAAGGAGACAUACACGCUGCGCUCUCUCCACUCCGAGGCACUUUUAAUUUUUCUUCAGUCUCUUCGUCAUGUCGUUCGCACCUCACCCAUUGUAGGAUCGCUAGUGGAGGAAUUGGUGAGGGAUGGAAAAGGUCUUGAGCGUCAAGCCGCCGUGGCUUCUUUGCAGCUUCUUUCAAGUAACCACGUGAAGACAAGAGAGCAGCGGUGGGUGCUAGCCACAAGGUUACUUGAUAUGUACGAUGCAAACCCCUGGCCACAGCAACCACUGGCACGAAAAACAGAACUACAAACUGUAUUUCGAUGCUGUCACUUGAUUUCUGCCAUGGAGUGUCCAGACGGAAAGCGUUUACUUACGAAGCUAAGGAAGCAGCUGGUGGAUGUCUUUGGCAGCCUUUCCGCGGAGGUGGAAUGGCUGGAAGACACCUCCAUUUAUGCGUUGCAGAUGACAUCCAACUGGGAGGAAGCAAUCUCAAUUUAUGACCAAGCUGUCGGUCGAAGAAAACCCAAGCAGGUGCCUUAUCUACCGAUUCCCUUGCGCCAGGCGAAGAUGAUGCUGGUAGAGGCACUUGUCCGGUCUUGCAGGGUGAUGGAGGAAGACGGUGAGUCAUUUCUAGUAGACGAGGAUACACAAGAGGCUGGCCGCGAUGCUGCUAUGGUAUUGACAGAGCGAGCGCUUGCCGUGACGAGGGCCGUGUAUGGGUCGGACGACACGUUCCCACAUCAUUUGUACGCCGAGUUGCUUGUGAUACAGGCAACGUGUGCCGCUAGUAGUAGUCAGCGGAAGUUACAUGCGCUUGCGGCAAUGCGACAUUUUUCUCAGGCUUCAGCUGAGUUGAUUGGGCGCCACCUCGUGUCGCAAACAGCCACGGCAUUGUCUCUUACGGAGGUGCAUGUGGAGAAUGCACUUCUAGCGGGGCAUGCCACCCUGCGGUAUGCGACGCUUUCGCAGCGUAAAGGCAAUCGUAAAGCUGCAAAGAUCCGCAGUGGCCUUGAGGCUUUGGUGUGGUAG
This is a messenger RNA of Trypanosoma cruzi, 2349 nucleotides long. RefSeq lists its product as uncharacterized. The transcript has a single exon. Lineage: Eukaryota; Euglenozoa; Kinetoplastea; Trypanosomatida; Trypanosomatidae. The coding region runs from base 1 to 2349 and encodes 782 amino acids. The record is from RefSeq and is a predicted model, not a curated record.